This is a messenger RNA of Gigantopelta aegis, 2551 nucleotides long. RefSeq lists its product as uncharacterized. The transcript has 9 exons. Gene Ontology annotation, molecular function: protein binding. The record is from RefSeq and is a predicted model, not a curated record. NCBI's taxonomy places the organism in Eukaryota, Metazoa, Mollusca, Gastropoda, Neomphalida, Peltospiridae. Bases 617 to 1408 code for a protein of 263 amino acids.
CGACACUCAGUGGUGGAAUACGUUCUGUAUGUACCAGCCAUGAUGAAAACAUCAUACUGGAUAGUGAUUUUAUUUCUUGUUUUCAAACAAAACGAAGGAGAGCUGACGAAACCAGUGAUACAAGCAAACAAUUUACCAAUAGUGGAAUACACCCAAACCCGCUUCACGUGCAGUUCGAAAUUUCAGCCUGUUCCCGUUAACAUCAGUAGUGAAGAAAUUACGUACACGUGGUUCCUUAACGGGGUCAAGGUUACACAGGGAGCAAAGCUGAAUGUCUACAGUCCUAAACUCAACCGGAAACAGACUGGUACCGCGUUAACAUGCUCCGCUUCCGACGUCCUGGGAAACAAGUCACCAAUCAGCGCUGCUCUUAAAUUUGAUGUGCAAUACAAACCCGGAAAACCGGUGUUCAAGCCCGAAGCCGAUGUUUACGUUCUGGGUAACAACUGCACCAACACUGUGGGUCCUAUCGUCUGCUACAGCGACUGUAACCCACGGUGCUCUUACCGGUGGAAGCUGGACAACUCUCGGUUAAACGGUGCCACGUUUCCCUUGACGAUUCUCGCACGUGCAACGCGUGACCAAACGCAGCUAUUCUGCAUUUCUUUUAACAGGCAUGGAAAUUUCACCCGCCAUAUUACCAUACGCUUUGUACCGGAAGCACCACGAGAUUUUUAUUGCACUGAACGCACCGAGGAUUCUGUACUGCUGGUUGGAAAAUCCACCAAUAAAAACGUACAAAUUGAAGUAUCAAAAGGAAAAUUCUCAGAUGUUUCAGACUCCUUCUCAGAUGUUUCAGACUCCUUCUCAGAUGUUUCAGACUCCUUCUCCAAUGUGUUCUGCAUUCAUUCUGCACCUUGAGCACGAAGGAAACACCUUUAAAGCAAACGUCAGUGGUUUGACUGAAGGAACUAACUUCCUGUUCCGGGUCUUCGCGCAGAAUCCGUCUGGACGCAGCGAUCCUGCUGCAACAGUUUGUCAAACAAGGAGUGCGCCGUUGCAAAGUGGUCAGAUGGCUGGUUCCUCUGGUCUGAGUUUCCCUGUGGGUAUCGCUGUCGGUGUAUCGAUUAUCGUCCUGCUCAUCAUCAUUGCUCUGCUGAUAGCAGCUCUCUACUUCAAGACAUCUGUCGCAGGCAAGAGAAAAGCUGAAGGUUUAAAAGCACUCUUUUUCCAGUCUGCAAACAAAAGUAGCAGUGAGAGGAAGGGGCCCGAAGGGAUUGAAACCCAGGACAGUGUAACACCAGGCACGCAGUACGAAACACUGGGACCAACUCAGCCGCAAACUCCGGUAACUUACGAGAAACUCCAGCUUUAUGAGAACCAAGACUUUCAGAAAAAAAGUGGAAAGAAACCAGUUAAUCAAGAUAACAUAUACGUCAACGACGUCGACCUGAAUGCAAUGCCCUAGAGACACCGUCAGUCGAGGGAGACAAAAACUACCACUGGCCCACCAUACAGUAUACAUUACGAAAUACCUUCUUUAAUGCUAGGGUCAGACUACCAACUGCCAGCAGAAAGUUGGCCAAUUUGCUAAUCUGAGCGCUCUUACAAAUCGAUUCUCGUCUAUUCACCCAUUAGUUGUUAAUCUACGCGCAUCCGUCGUCUCAUGGACUUACCCUCCUCAGUGAUGUACCAGAAGUAUAGGGAAAUACGUUUCUUUUACCCUGGAAUAAUACGUUUGUGGUCAGUUAACAUAAAACUUGUUUACAAUCUGUAUCGCACGAAAAGGCUUUCUUCCGAACUUUCCCUCUUCAGUUAUUAUAUAGAAGUAUUGGGAUGUACGUCUUUAUUCCCCAGUAGACCACGUUUUAAGUCAGUUAACGUCACUAGGGUGAUAUGUGCAGAUCAUAAUCUAGAUGAAAACCGUGCCUAGCACGGGGCAGUUUAGAUGGGUUAUGGUGGCCUUGCACUGUAGAUCAUUAGCCGAUCAUUAGUCAUGUAUAUAGCCACUUCUAUGUUAAGUGACAAACAUGGCGACAUACAGUGCAGUUGUAUUUAUCAGGGAUGUGAGAGGAGCUGGAACAAAAAAGGUUACUGCGGCAGGGGUCCAGGGGCCGCUCAAGGGCCCCUGAAGGAAACAUGUUGUUUGCAACCCUUAGAACUGCCAACGAUUGCAUUCAAUGCUAACAAAUCUAAACAGGUUAUAUAUAGAAUAUGAGGCAGACAUCAUAAACUUGAAACCGUGAAAACAUGCAAAUGAACCUUGUGUGGUCAGCAGUAUUGAACAUCAUGUUUUGUUUGUUUUAGACGAAAUGGAAAAACGCAUUUAAGCGUUUCCGCGUAGCUCUCACAUCCCUGAUUUAUGGAACCUAUCUUUGUACGGUAGUCGACUGGAUCUGAGUUCAAAAGGAUCCUCGCCAAUUCGAUUGUAUAUAUUACUAUCUCUUCCUCCGGUUGAUUGUUAUCGAAAUACAUUUAUAUAUGAACAUAUGAUAAAUAUUCAUUACUAUUACGUAAAAGGAUUUAUUACCUACGAGGUACAGCAUAACGAGGGUCAUAUUUAUCGUACGAUUUCCCUCGUAUGUCAUAACUAAAUCGUAUGUCCUCUUGA